Messenger RNA from Uloborus diversus, 1930 nucleotides. RefSeq names its product cytosolic iron-sulfur assembly component 2A-like (gene galla-1). The record is from RefSeq and is a predicted model, not a curated record. The transcript has 5 exons. Bases 39 to 449 code for a protein of 136 amino acids. NCBI's taxonomy places the organism in Eukaryota, Metazoa, Arthropoda, Arachnida, Araneae, Uloboridae.
CAGACAGCUUUAAUGCUUGCAAUGCUCUGAAGGUGAAAAUGGACAAUUUGGAUAAUUGUGAUGACAUAAUAGGCGAAGUAUAUGAUCUGAUAAAAAAUAUACGGGAUCCUGAAAAGCCUCAAACACUAGAAGAACUUGGUGUUAUCAAUGAAAGUGACAUCACUGUGCAAGUUUACGCUAAGUGCCGCAUGGUGAAAAUUGAACUUACUCCAACUGUUCCACAUUGUUCUUUAGCAACCAUUAUUGGUUUGUGUGUUCGUAUAAAACUUGAAAAAUAUUGGGGAAAGCAAUGGAAACUUGAUAUUUACUUGAAAGAAGGAACUCAUGAAACAGCCGGAGCUGUAAGUAAACAAUUGAAUGAUAAAGAAAGAAUAGCAGCUGCUAUGGAAAAUCCAGAAUUACAGAAAAUAGUAGAAAACUGCAUUAGUGAAGAUGAUGGCAUAUCUUAAAAUAUAAUUCUAAAAUGUCAAUUUUUCUCCUAUUUUUUACCACUGUUUUAUACAAAGUACAUUUCAUUGAGCAAUUUUACUGUACACUUUGAAAUUUAUUUUUUAACUUAAUAUUAUGCAAGGCUCUAGCUAAGCAUUUGUUACUAAGCCAAAUGUGAUAAAAUUGUAAAUUCGGCAAAACAAACUCAUUUGGUGAAUGUAUUGACAAACAGAAAAGUAUCCCAAUUUUCACAGAAAAAAAACUUACCCUUGAUCCACAAAUUCAUGGCAAAAGAUUGUUAAAAAUUCUGAAAGAGAAAAAAAUAACUUUCUGAAAGAGUCUUACUAAACUUAAGUGAACGCUGCAUAUUAAAAAUAAGUGAUAAACUGCAUUUUAUAUUUUAAAAAAUUAUACUUAACUCUCUGAUUGAAGUUCAAUAGAAAAAGUUGAUUAAAAUAGGUUACAUUAAUCUUUGGCUAAUAUUUUCAAAAUUUGGCUAAUUUACUGGCAAACAAUUUGAAAUCCCUAGCGCAGGGCCUGAUUAUACAAUGCUUAUUAGCUCAGUCAUUGCAACUUAAGAUCUAAAAGAUUUUUUUUUCUUGAUGUUAUUUUGUAAAUAAAAUUUAUUUUGUCCUGUGAAUAUUUCUCUGUAUCAAAUUUUCAGGUAAAAACAGUUCUGAUUGAAAGCAGGUAAAUUUUUCCAUUAUCUAAAAUAUGGUUCACUUAAGUAUUUCUUUUUUUUUAUUUUAAUUAAUGUAUAUGACUGAACCACGACCCAUUUAUCGUUUUAUAAUCAUAUAAAUAUUUGCACAUAUGGAUGCCUCACUUGCCAAAUCGAUUAACUCCAUAAAACAAAAAGUUGUGAAGAAGAUAGUGUUAUCCAUAAGAGUGAAUAGGCCUUCGUGUUACAUUUUCUGCCAUCACAUGGUCAGAAAUGUAAUGAACCAAAACUUUAAUAUAAAUUCACCUGCUAAGCAUUGAUAAAGCACUGUUAAAACAGAAAUGAGGAUUUUUUUUUAAAGUGGAGUUAAUCAAUUUGGCAAUUGAGGCAUCCAUAUAUAAAGACAAAUACAUCCUCUAUUUCAAAUAUGGAAGUUUUAAUGAAAUAAAACAAUUCAAAAAUAUUAAAUCAAAUCUCUUGCAAAUAUAGUUUUUAAAAUUGAAUCUGUAACUAAGGAAGCAUCAAUUAUGUAAACAAUGAACUUAAGCAUGAUUCAGUUAAAUCUUUGUCAAUUAAAAAAAAAAUGUAAAGAAUGAACCACAUCCCAAUUAUUCUUUUAUAAUCAUAAUUGUAUUUGCACAUAUGUGAAACACUUAAGCCUUUUUUUUCAAACAUGGAAAUUUUAAUGCAUUAAAACAACUCUAAAAUAUUUAAACAAACUAGUAUACCUAAUUAUUUUGAAAAUUGAACCUACCUAUUUUGUGAACACUAAUAAAAUGAGUUCAAAAGUGAAGUGAACUAAAAGAUUUGUAAUUUAGCUGAAUAUUUUUUUCUUCUUAA